This is a messenger RNA of Entelurus aequoreus (snake pipefish), 1409 nucleotides long. RefSeq names its product aquaporin 10a (gene aqp10a). Bases 237 to 1226 code for a protein of 329 amino acids. The transcript is spliced from 6 exons. NCBI's taxonomy places the organism in Eukaryota, Metazoa, Chordata, Actinopteri, Syngnathiformes, Syngnathidae. Gene Ontology annotation, molecular function: glycerol channel activity; water channel activity; urea transmembrane transporter activity. The record is from RefSeq and is a predicted model, not a curated record. Gene Ontology annotation, biological process: glycerol transmembrane transport; water transport. Gene Ontology annotation, cellular component: basolateral plasma membrane; plasma membrane.
UUAGAAUAUUUAAAUUCUAUUUGUUUUAUUUGUUUAUUUUAAAUUAGCGCAGCAAAGUCAUCGCCCAAUUUAAUGUCUAUAAAGAUUUUAGUGUAUGUAGGAAUAAAAGUGUUUCCUCGUAAACAAACCAAUGUUAUGACUUUUAUGCAUGUUGAUGCUUCAAGCAGCCAAUAAUCCAAUGUGUGUGCUGUGACAAGCUAGUCAAUGAUUAAUUGUCUUUGAGUUGCUCGGGAGAAAUGGGCGGAAGAGCCAGGUGGCAAGGAGAUGCUCCAGUGGACGUGGAGCCCGCCGACUUCCUCCCCGAGUUGAAGAAACUUUCUCCAGCCAUGUUGAAGUGGAAGCUAUUUAGGGUGAGGAACGCUCUGGUGAGAGAAUGCAUGGCUGAAUUCUUGGGGACUUUUGUCUUGCUGCUUUUUGGCUGCUCGGCUGCAGCGCAGGUCAAGACCAGCAGGGAGAUGAAAGGACAGUUUUUGUCAAUUAACAUGUCCUUCUCUGUGGGUGUGAUGUCAGCGAUGUACCUCACAAAAGGCAUCACAGGUGCCCAUCUGAACCCGGCCGUAACCCUCAGUUUCUGUCUGUUGGGCCAGGUGCCAUGGAGGAGGCUGCUGCCAUACUGGCUCUCACAGCUGCUGGGAGCUUAUGUGGCUUCAGGACUGGUCUACCUGGUUUAUUAUGACGCCAUCAUGGAUUUUAGUGGAGGAGUACUGACUGUGUAUGGCGUAAAUGAGACAGCGUCAAUAUUUGCCACGUAUCCCUCUGAGUUUCUCACUUUGGGCAGGAGUUUCCUGGACCAGGUAGUGGGCACCGGCAUGCUGAUGCUAUGCAUCCUGGGUCUGGAUGAGAAGAGGAACACUCCCGCUCCCAACCAGCUGAUUCCUGCUAUUGUGGCAGUGAUCGUCUUGGGCAUCUCCAUGUCCAUGUCGGGCAACUGUGGGGCAGCCAUAAAUCCCGCUCGCGAUCUAGGACCUCGACUUUUUACUCUGACUGCAGGCUGGGGCUCUGAAGUGUUCACGUGUUACAACUACUGGUUCUGGGUCCCCAUAGUAGCCCCCCUGAUCGGUGGUGUUUUAGGUUCUGUUAUUUACGUAAGCUUCAUCCACUGGCACCUUGCCCCUGACUCUGACACCCACAAAGACGAGGACACGCCCUCCAUCGCCAGUGACGUCAUCAAGCAGCCUCCCACCAAAGCCCUGAUUAGCAAUGCGCUAAAGACGGCUUCAUUCUGACACUUCCAUCCGGGACUUUUUUCCACAUUUUAUUCUGCAAGCUUCACAGACAGAGUGGAUGCAGCUCAUCUAAUUGUUUUUUUAUGUGUAUUAUUUCUUAAUUAUGUCUGCUGUCAAUCCAAAUGGCAGGGUUGUAUUUAUUUGUAUAUGCUGCAAAAAGAUGAAAUAAAUGAUGUCUCUAAC